Molecule: messenger RNA, 576 nt
Organism: Suillus paluster
Lineage: Eukaryota; Fungi; Basidiomycota; Agaricomycetes; Boletales; Suillaceae
Exons: 3
Source: RefSeq, a predicted model, not a curated record
AAUAUUGCAAGAUACAGCAAAUUGAUAUCCCCGAAGGACACUGGCCAUAAUGAAGAGAGAGAGAAGAAGCUGCUUGACAGGUGUCCUCCUGGCCAUGAGGGUACCAAGUUUGUCGACAUGCCUGCCACAGUUCUUGAUGUCACCGGUGCGAUCAUCAUGUGGUAUCUCCCUGAAAUUUGGAAGGCCUCGCAAUUGCUGACUCCCACACUUGAAAAAAGUGUAAAAGUCGGCAGCAGUUGGCGGACUCAUGAAGAGUGGUUCGGUCAAGGCUCUGGGAAUGGUGACAUCACUGCCGGAUGCAUCAAUAUAUCCCCAGCGUGGUUUCAGCAGGGGCAUGAGACUGUCUCAGAUCCGGAGGUAUCCGCUUCCUUGAAGGGUCCACUUUUCGAGGAUAUCCUCAAAGCUAUUGCGAGGCCGGCAGCUAUAGCCUCAGCAGCACUCAGGGUCAUGCAUCCUCGACAGUACUGGGCAGGCAUGCGUGCCUUUUCAAGCCUCGGUGAGUCGGCUGAAACCAAGAACCUUCCGAACAUGUCAGAGACCCUCAAGCUCUGGGCUUCCGUCUUCAAUACCCUCUCU